This is a messenger RNA of Blepharisma stoltei, 477 nucleotides long. The record is from the annotation of a GenBank genome assembly. Lineage: Eukaryota; Ciliophora; Heterotrichea; Heterotrichida; Blepharismidae.
AUGUUGAACACAGACCCAGUGUCAAGGAUUACAAUAAAACAAAUCAUGGAGCAUCCAUGAUAUAAAGCUCAUAUACCUUUGCAUUUAAAAUAUACUGAAGCUGUUGUUGACCAAAAUCAAAUUUUAGAUUGCAUAGGGUCAGUCCAAGCAAAUCGAUCUAAAAAAGAAAUAUUUGAAGAAGUCUUAGAAAAAUGUCUUGAGUAUCCAGAAUUUGAAGGCUUAUGUAAAAAUAAAGUUGAGCUGAAAGAACGAAUUUUGAAGAAAAAGCAAGACCCUUUUACAGUAACUUAUGCAAUUCUUUUAGACUCUACUUUAAAAGUCAAGCGAAAAGUCCUUAUCAAAAGUCUUAGGCAGGCUCGUAGGCAACUACUCGUUCUCAUUAGCACUUCACCACUUGCUAGCCCAGUGUCGCCGCUCCAUGAAAUUGCUAAAACCCUUCUGUAUAUGCAUAUCGAGUACGUCUCUUCCUUCCUCUAG